AUGAACACAAACUAGACGAAUAUGGAGGAAGUAAAGGUACUAGGGUUCUGGACAAGUCCAUAUCCUCACAGGGUUAUAUGGGCUCUGAAACUCAAGGGUGUCAAAUAUGAAUAUAUAGAAGAAGACAUAUACAAUAAAAGUGAUUUGCUUCUUCAGAGUAAUCCAGUGCAUAAGAAGGUUCCAGUGUUUUUUCAUGGUGGAAAAAUAAUUGCAGAGUCCACUGUUAUUCUUGAGUACAUUGAAGAGACGUGGCCUCAGAACCCUCUGCUACCAAACGACCCUUAUGCAAGGGCUGUGGCUCGGUUUUGGAUGAAGUUCUUAGAUGACAAGAAGCCAAACCUUCUUGCGUUCUUUAGGAAAAUUGGAGAUGAGCAAGCAAAAGCAGUAAAAGACGCCCAAGAAAUUAUGACAAUCUUGGAACAGCAUAGCCUUGGGGAAAACAAGUUUUUCAACGGUGACGAGAUUGGAAUGACAGACUUAGUCUUCGGAUUGAUAACAUUCUGGCUUGAGGUCAUGGAAGAAGCAGCUGGUGUACAAGUGCUGGAAGUCAAUCGCUUCCCUCGCUUGCAGGCAUGGAUUAAAAAUUUCAAAGAAGUUCCUGUGAUUAAAGAAAAUCAUCCUGAUAAGAGCCGCCUGUUAGCCUAUAUGAAAGAACGAAGGGAGGUGCAUGUCAAGACAGCAACUUCUUGACAUCCACAUGAACCCAAUAAGAAAAAAAGUUCAAAGAUAAAUAAAUGUAAUAAGCUUCUACAUUAUGCUGCACAGUGUUUUGCUCCUCACUCAUCUUCUUUGUCUGGGGUUCUGCUGUCAUCUCUGCUGGACAACCGUCCUAUUGAAGAUCUUGUGAUUUGUUUUCUUUAAGUUGUGUUUUAUUACCUUGUGCUGUAGAAUGGAGCGUCCUUUCUUUCAAAUCAUGGACUGGAAGGAGAUCAGGUUCUGUAAGUGAAUACAUGAUGGGUUGUGCGGCUAGCUUUGUUUGUUGUCAAAUUGUGAAUUUGUAUUGUAAAACCAAUUCACUCUUGUUAGCCAAGUCCUCUUUUAUGUAUUCAUAUUUCACACCCUUGAGCUGAGCCCAUAUCACUCCGUAACCAUAUGGACUAGGCCAAGUUCCAAACAGCUUCACUUCUUCCAUUUCUUGAAAUUUCCUUUUGGAAUAUUAAACGGGAUGUCACAUUUUUCUUC
Prunus persica (peach) is the source of this 1182-nucleotide messenger RNA. Its product is annotated as probable glutathione S-transferase. Lineage: Eukaryota; Viridiplantae; Streptophyta; Magnoliopsida; Rosales; Rosaceae. The transcript has 2 exons. Gene Ontology annotation, cellular component: cytoplasm. Gene Ontology annotation, biological process: glutathione metabolic process. The coding region runs from base 22 to 690 and encodes 222 amino acids. Gene Ontology annotation, molecular function: glutathione transferase activity. The record is from RefSeq and is a predicted model, not a curated record.